Spodoptera exigua (beet armyworm) is the source of this 1457-nucleotide messenger RNA. Lineage: Eukaryota; Metazoa; Arthropoda; Insecta; Lepidoptera; Noctuidae. The record is from the annotation of a GenBank genome assembly.
UGAUUGUAGUCGUCGGUAGAACUUGUACAAAAUGCCAAUACCCGACCGAAGAGGCUUGGAAAUUGUGACCAUUGACGUGAAGGAUGUUAGGUUUCCCACCUCCUUGGGCUCUCACGGAUCUGACGCCUUGCACACUGAUCCAAACUACUCGUGUGCCUACGUCACUACAAGCACAGCAAAUGGUAAGCAAGGAUUUGGCUUAACCUUCACUUGCGGUCGUGGCACCGAGAUCAUAGUCCUCACCAUCAGGUCUAUGAAGAAAUUCAUCAUCGGAAAGAAUGCUGCUGAUAUCUUCGCUGACUUCGCUGGCUUCUGGAGGACUAUUACCAAUGACUCACAAAUGCGAUGGAUUGGACCUGAGAAAGGCGUGGCACACUUGGCUGCGGCAGCUAUUCUGAACUCCUUGUGGGAUUUAUGGGCUCGCCUCGAAAACAAACCGCUCUGGAGGCUACUGGUUGACAUGGAACCAGAGCAAUUAGUAUCAACGAUAGACUUCCGUUAUAUAACGGAUGUUAUAACGAAAGAAGAAGCUAUCAAAAUGUUGAAGGACAAGCAAGCCGGCAAACAGGAGAGGGUGAAGUAUCUUAUGGAAAACGGAUACCCUGCGUAUACAACACAAGUUGGUUGGCUCGGCUACAGCGACGAGCUAGUGCAGUCAUUGUGCCAAAAGUAUCUGAAGCUUGGCUUCAAAUAUUUCAAAGUUAAAGUUGGAGUUAACUUCGAUGACGAUUACAGAAGAUGCAGCGCUGUCCGCAAGUGCAUCGGUCCUGAUAAUGUUUUGAUGGUAGAUGCCAAUCAAGCGUGGAGUGUGAACGAAGCUAUCGAAUGGAUGAAGAAGCUGGCUCCUCUGAACCCGAUGUGGAUUGAAGAGCCCACCUCGCCGGACGAUGUGUUAGGACACGCUGCCAUUUCCAAAGCUUUGGCGCCCUAUAACAUCGGAGUGGCGACGGGCGAGAUGUGUGCCAACCGCGUUAUGUUCAAGCAGUUCCUUCAGAGCGGGGGCAUGCAGUACUGCCAGAUAGACUCGGCUCGUAUCGGCGGAGUUAAUGAGAUACUCUCUGUGUAUCUUAUGGCUGAAAAACUUAAAGUGAAGGUUUGUCCUCACGCGGGCGGUGUGGGUCUAUGUGAGAUGGUGCAACACCUGCAGUACUGGGACUACGCCAGCGUAUCCGCGACCAUGCAGGACCGACUCAUCGAGUACGUCGACCAGCAACACGAACAUUUCGUGGACCCCUGCAUCGUAGAAAAUGCCAAGUACCUCGCACCUAAGCUUCCCGGAUACAGCACUGAAUUCUUACCAGGUAUAUUGGACAAGUUUGCUUAUCCAAAUGGCAGCGAGUGGCGCCGAAUGAUCAAGGAUGGACUCUUCCCACCACCUGAUGAAGCUGAAUUGGUCAACGUAUAACGUUCCUUAAAAAAUGUAUGGCAUUACGUUAAAAAUAAAUUAGUUGAAAAUA